This is a messenger RNA of Sitophilus oryzae (rice weevil), 2037 nucleotides long. RefSeq names its product UDP-N-acetylhexosamine pyrophosphorylase-like protein 1 (gene mmy). Gene Ontology annotation, biological process: UDP-N-acetylglucosamine biosynthetic process. Lineage: Eukaryota; Metazoa; Arthropoda; Insecta; Coleoptera; Curculionidae. The record is from RefSeq and is a predicted model, not a curated record. Gene Ontology annotation, molecular function: UDP-N-acetylglucosamine diphosphorylase activity. The transcript has a single exon. The coding region runs from base 473 to 1912 and encodes 479 amino acids.
UGUUAAUCGCGCGACUUUAAUUUCCAAUCAUUUUUGAUUUUUUACCGGUAUAGGCGAGCGAUGCCGCGUUGUCACGUUGUAGAGAAAUGAGAUACGGUGUUUUAUGCAAACAAAUUCGUUUUCAGUUUAUUCGAAAGUCAGUUUAAGUAAAUGAGUAGCGUGGUUGGUAGAAAUAAGUGGUGUGGUGUUGUACCUGUGAAGCUGUCGGGUUGAAAGAAUUUUGUAAAAGAAAAAGAAAGGUCAUCGAAACUUGGCCGGCUCUAGCGAAACGCGCGAAAAAACAAUGCCAUUGGCAACUAUAUUCAUUGAAUAAGGCUGGGCUGAGCUCAAGAGUACCUGCAGUUCGCCAUUUGAUUGGAGAAUGUUGGUUUGGAGUGGCAUUUAGAAGGCAACAGCCAGCGUAUUGCGAUAAUCCUCACAAUAGUUUUCAACUUCGACAACGUAAGAAAGCGCGCGUGUGAGUUUAACUACGAUGGUCUCAACGUUGGAUCAAUUGAAAGACGAGCUUAACUCUGCCAGCCAAGAACAUGUUCUCCAGUUCUGGAGUGAACUUGACGAUCAGGAAAGGGACGCCUUUUGGAAACAACUCUCGACAGUUAAUUUCAAAAAUAGCAACCACCUGUUCGAAAGAGCGCAAAGAUCGCUCGCGACAGAUACCGAAAAAUUAGACGAGCGUAUGGAACCAAUUCCCAGCGAACAUUUCGCAUCGCAACUUAGUGUAGACGAGGCAGAACUGGAGCGCUACGAAAAUGCCGCCCUAGAAGAAAUCGCAAAGGGUACAGUAGCCGUGUUGCUGCUGGCGGGCGGACAAGGAACGCGUCUAGGACUGUCCUAUCCAAAGGGAAUGUGUUCUGUGGGCCUUCCUUCCGGUAAAACGCUGCUGCAACUGCAAGCCGAAAGAAUACGAAGCGUGGUCAACUUGGCGAAGCAAAAAACGGGCAAAGAGGGCGGGAUCUGCUGGUACAUCAUGACGAGCGGCGCAACCAACGCAACCACGAGGAAGUUCUUGGAAGCCAAUGAUUUCUUCGGACUGCCUGCGACCAACGUUAAGCUGUUCGAGCAGGGACUGUUACCGUGCUUCGACUUUGACGGAAAGUUGCUGCUGGAGGAUAGGAACGCGGUAGCACUCGCUCCAGAUGGAAACGGCGGUGUCUAUAGGGCUCUGGAAACGAGCGACAUCCUCGCAGACAUGACUCAAAGAGGCGUCAAAUACGUCCACGUCUACUGCGUGGACAACAUACUGGUCAAAGUGGCAGACCCGCUCUUUAUUGGCUACUGCAUCACGAAGGAAGCGGAGUGCGGCGCUAAGGUGGUAAGCAAGGAAGAAGCAACCGAGCCAGUGGGUGUGGUGUGCAAAGUGGACGGUCGCUUUCAGGUGGUGGAAUACAGUGAAAUUACGGAGAGGACGGCCAAGUUGCGCGACGCCUCGGGAAACUUGGUAUUUCGCGCCGGAAAUAUCUGCAACCACUUCUUUAGCGUAGACUUUCUGCGGGCCGUGUGCGAACAGCACGAGCGCAACCUAAAGCUGCACGUGGCCAAAAAGAAAAUUGCCCACGUCGAUGCCCGUGGUGAGAAAGUGAAGCCCGACACACCCAACGGAAUCAAAAUCGAAAAGUUCGUCUUCGACGCGUUCCAGUUUGCCAGCAGAUUCGUGACUUGGGAAGUGCCUCGGACCCGCGAAUUCAGCGCCCUAAAAAACGCAGAUGGCGCCAAAAAAGACUGUCCCUCUACAGCUAGACGCGAUCUGUUGCACCUGCAUCGGACCUACGUCGAGCGAGCUGGAGGCUUCGUUGAUCCAGGGGUGGACGUGGAAGUUUCGCCGCUUUUGUCCUACGGGGGCGAGAACCUUGAAAAAAAGGUUAGAGGGCGCCGUUUUCAAUCUAGCACCAUUCUUCUGGCGGACAACGAAUGACUUACAAUAGCUUGCCAACAUUUAUUACCCUCGCCAGGAUUUGCUUUGUUCCUAAAUUAUCCUAUAUCAUUAAAUUAAAUUAUCCUAUAUGUCGUAUUUAAUAUAUAUGUACUAAUGUACUUCUU